AUGGAUGGAGCAUCACAAUGCUCAGUUGGAUUGAUUUUAAAAUCAAAUUGUCACAAGUUGACAUUUACAAACCACAUUGGAAUAAACUUUUUUCAAGAUUUAGCUCCAGAUGAGCAAAAUUUAGUUGCGCUAAGGUCUGGUGUUUCUUCUAUUUUGAUUAUUGACUUAUGUUUUCAUCAUCAAAAGUUCUAUCUUGAGAAGUUCCCUGUGUUUCAGAAUAAAUGCUGUGAUCCACUGUUAGUUCACAAAAGACCGUGCAAAGCAUCUCUCAGAGAAGUCACGUUAAGAACCAUAGCUUUAAACAACAGGAUCAAUAUUGUACCUGGUCAAAAAAUUUGCACAAACUGCUUAGUCAGAUUAAAAGCUUCCACUGAAAUUAAUACUGAUAACAUUAAUAUUGCUGAUGAUUACACAAAUGAAAGUAUAAAUAAAGAAAACAUAUUUAGUGUUAAACAAGAAGCUGAUAUAAAUAAAAACAGACCAGAACUUUCUGAUUGUCUCAGUAUAAUUGGUGUGUCACCAGUCAAGCUUCACGGAAAGCCAUUUGCAAAUCGUAUGAGUAUUGGGAAAAAAAAAUUAUAACUAUUGCAAAAGUUUUCAAAGAAAAGUUAUCAAGUUCUUUAAAAAUUCCAUUGACAG
Hydra vulgaris (swiftwater hydra) is the source of this 639-nucleotide messenger RNA. RefSeq names its product ARL14 effector protein-like. The record is from RefSeq and is a predicted model, not a curated record. NCBI's taxonomy places the organism in Eukaryota, Metazoa, Cnidaria, Hydrozoa, Anthoathecata, Hydridae.